Molecule: messenger RNA, 619 nt
Organism: Cryptomeria japonica (Japanese cedar)
Lineage: Eukaryota; Viridiplantae; Streptophyta; Pinopsida; Cupressales; Cupressaceae
Exons: 1
Biological process (GO): mitochondrion organization
Cellular component (GO): mitochondrion
Molecular function (GO): zinc ion binding
Source: RefSeq, a predicted model, not a curated record
UGCAGACGCAAUAACACUCAUAUGAGUGAAGCUCAGCGGAGUGCUCUUAAUGCACUUUUAUAUCGUACUGGGGAUCAAUCCAGAGACAUAGUGCUUGCUCCUGCAACAAAUCGGCCAGGUGAUCUUGAUUCAGCUGUUACUGAUCGUGUUGACGAGGUUCUUGAGUUCGCUCUUCCAGGAGAAGAGGAACGGCUUAAGUUAUUAAAACUAUAUUUGGAGAAGUACAUUGCACAGGCAGGCAGUACUAGAACUAGAUGGGCAUCUUUCUUUAAGGGUAGGCAACAAAAGAUAGAGAUAAAGGGUAUAUCAGAAGAUGUUCUCCGUGAGGUUGCUGUCAAAACUGAAGGAUUCUCUGGCCGAGAAAUAGCGAAGAUGAUGGCCAGUGUGCAAGCUGCUGUCUAUGGUAGUUUCGAUUGUGUUCUUGAUGCCAACCUUUUUAGAGAAGUGGUGGAUUACAAGGUUGCAGAGCACUACCAACGAAAGAAGCUUGCUGCUGAAAGUAAAGCUUGACACUUCCUGAUAGGCAAAAUUUAACACGUAGAAUGAAUCUUAUGCCAAGUUGAGUGAGGGUACAGAGAUGGUUGAUAACAACUCAGCUCUUUCACCACUGCCCUUACAU